Dictyostelium purpureum is the source of this 618-nucleotide messenger RNA. RefSeq lists its product as uncharacterized. The transcript is spliced from 3 exons. Lineage: Eukaryota; Evosea; Eumycetozoa; Dictyosteliales; Dictyosteliaceae. The record is from RefSeq and is a predicted model, not a curated record. The coding region runs from base 1 to 618 and encodes 205 amino acids.
AUGGGAUAUUAUAUAGUAGCUUUUGUCUUUUUUGUUUUUCGUUUAUGCAGAUAUUUAUAUGGUAUUUGGCAAAAUUUAUAUUAUUCAGAUUAUAUAAAGUUUAGAUCACAUUAUGUUGAUAUGAAAUUAAAAAAAUACAUUUCAAUUUAUUUAGUAUUUUUGGCUGCUUCAUGUAUAUUCUCUUAUUCUUUUACUAGGAUUUUAAUUUUGCAAAGAAAUCAAUUAAAUAUUUCAACACCAUUAAAAUCAAAUAUAGAUCAAUUAAAUUCAAUUUCGCCAAUCCAUCACAAUUUACAACCAUUGGAUGUUUUUAAUUCAUCAGCAUCAGCAUCAUCACUAUCAAAAACAUUGUCUGCCCCCUCAUCAUUAUCAAAAGCAUUGUAUGCACCCUCAUCAUCGUCAUCAUUAUCAUCAUUGUCUUUGUCAUCAUCAGCAUCAUCAUCACCUUCUUCAGUAUCAGAAUCAUCAUCAUCACCAUCACCAUCAGAAGCAGCAGCAUCAUCAUUGUUUGACCCGCAUCAGGAGAAGCGAGCAUCAUCAUCAGUAUCAGCAUCAUCGUCAUCAGCACCACCAUCAUUGGCAUCAUCAGCAUCAUCGUCAUCAGAAUCUACAGCAUAA